GCAAGAUACAGGAAAGGAGAAGACAUCUCACAUUGAAGACUCUCUUCAUCAAAGAUGUCAAACCAUCUCUUCAGGUUCAGAGGUAAGCUGUCCAUCCUUUAAUGCGUGUUAGACAUGGUUUAGGUUAGAAUUAAAUGGACUUUAGGAUCAUGUAGUUGAUGGCAAUUGUUUAGGUAGAUACAUUGACUUUCUUGAUUUUUUAGUUUUAAGUGCAUUGAUGACCAUUUACACUUAACACCUACUAAACUCUCAUUAAGUUUGCUUUAAAAACGACCAAGUAUCCCUUUCUCAUUUCAUAUCUCUUCUCCUUUCAAAUUGCAUUUCAUAAAACAGAACAAGCUCUAAUUCCCCAUUUUUAAUUCAUUCCCCUUCGCUAUGGAUCCAUUUACGGCUCCUUGUAGCUUUCAAAACCUUUUAAACAGUCAACAACCAUACCCCUCUGUCUCUGAUGCGUCUGCCUAUGGUACUGUAUGGCCUGAAGAGGAAAAUGAAGAAGCAGACAUCGUGAGUGACCGUAAAGAAAGGCGGAAAUGGUCACCAACUGAGGACAAGGUGCUCAUCAGUGCUUGGUUGAAUACAUCUAAAGACCCUAUCGUUGCUGGUUUGCAGAAGAGAGACUCAACUGGCUGUAAAUCGAGGCGGGGGAAGCUUAAUGAGGGCGUGUGCAAGUUUGUAGGGUGCUAUGAUGCAGCAACUAAACAAAAAUCUAGUGGGCAAAGUGAGGAUGAUGUUUUAAAGCUGGCUCAUCAGAUAUUCUUCAAUGAUUACAAGAGCAAGUUCACACUUGAGCAUGCUUGGUUGGAGCUGAGGCAUGAUCAAAAAUGGUGUGGAGGUCUGGCGAGUAAAAAUGGUGUGUCAUCUAAGAGAAGAAAGGUUGAUAACCAAACAGGACAGUCAUCAACGUCAGUUCCAUGUAGCCUUAGAGAAGAGGACGUAAAUGGUGUGGAGGUCCGGCCUGCGGGUGUCAAAGCUGCAAAGAGACUAAGUAAAGCGGCUGUGAGGAAGGCUAACACUGAAGAAGCAGAAGGGAAGGUGUGUAUGGACCUUGAGAACAUGUGGGACAUGAGGCAAAAGGACUUUGCAUUGAGAGAGAAGGUUAACAAUCAAAAAUUGCUUCAGAUGCUACUUGGCAAGACUGAGCCAUUAACUGAACCAGAGCAAGCUUUGAAAAACAAGCUGAUCAAUGAUCUGUUGGUUUGAGGGCGUGUAUGAUGUUGUUUCUGAUCGAUCUUGUACGGUAUUGUGUCUGAGUUUGUAUUGAGUUGUGUCUGAGUUUCUAUGAUGUUGUCUCUAAGUUUGUAUGAUAUUGUUUCUGAUAUUGUCGAGUCUGUGAUAUGCAUGUCGAGUCUGUAUGAUAUUGUGUCUCAUAUUAUGUCUGAGUUUGAGUUCUCGAGUCUGUAUAAUAUUGGGUUUCAAUGUAUAAUAUUGGUUUCUAUUUUAUGAUAUUGAAUUUCAAUGUA
Brassica napus (rape) is the source of this 1460-nucleotide messenger RNA. Its product is annotated as glutathione S-transferase T3-like. The record is from RefSeq and is a predicted model, not a curated record. NCBI's taxonomy places the organism in Eukaryota, Viridiplantae, Streptophyta, Magnoliopsida, Brassicales, Brassicaceae. Bases 376 to 1200 code for a protein of 274 amino acids. The transcript is spliced from 2 exons.